This is a messenger RNA of Lachancea fermentati, 1107 nucleotides long. Lineage: Eukaryota; Fungi; Ascomycota; Saccharomycetes; Saccharomycetales; Saccharomycetaceae. The record is from the annotation of a GenBank genome assembly.
AUGGCUAACAUCGAGAAAACUGCAAUUUUGCAAAAGUAUUUGGACCUCGACCAAAGAGGUGCCAUCAUCGCCGAGUACGUCUGGAUCGACGGUACCGGUAAUGUGCGUUCCAAGGGCCGUACUUUGCGCAAGGCCAUCCGCACCGUUGACGAGCUUCCAGAAUGGAACUUUGACGGUUCCUCCACCAACCAGGCCCCAGGUCACGAUUCCGACGUGUACUUGAAGCCUGUUGCUUUCUACCCUGACCCAUUCAGAAAGGGCGACAACAUUUUGGUUUUGGCUGAAUGUUGGAACAACGACGGUACCCCAAACAAGUUCAACCACAGACACGAAGCCCACAAGCUUUUCGAGGCCCACAAGGAUGCUGACAUCUGGUUCGGUUUGGAGCAAGAAUACACCCUAUUUGACGAAUUCGACAACGUCUACGGCUGGCCCAAGGGCGGUUUCCCAGCUCCACAAGGCCCAUACUACUGUGGUGUCGGUGCUGGUAAGGUCUACGCCAGAGAUGUGAUCGAGGCCCACUACAGAGCCUGUUUGUACUCUGGUAUCACCAUCUCCGGUAUCAACGCCGAAGUUAUGCCUUCUCAAUGGGAAUUCCAAGUUGGUCCAUGCCCAGGUGUUAACAUGGGUGAUGAACUAUGGAUGGCCAGAUAUCUACUUUCCAGAGUCGCCGAAGAAUUCGGUGUCAAGAUCUCCUUGCAUCCAAAGCCUUUGAAGGGAGACUGGAACGGUGCUGGUUGUCACACUAACGUUUCCACCAAGGAUAUGAGAAAGCCAGGUGGUAUGAAAUACAUCGAAGAUGCCAUCGAGAAAUUGUCCAAGAGACACGCCGAGCACAUCAAGUUGUACGGUGCCGAUAACGAGCAAAGAUUGACCGGUAGACACGAAACUGCCUCUAUGAGCAACUUCUCUUCCGGUGUCGCCAACAGAGGUGCUUCCAUCAGAAUUCCAAGAUCUGUCGCCAAGGAAGGUUACGGGUACUUCGAGGACCGUAGACCAGCCUCCAACAUCGACCCAUAUUUGGUUACCGGUAUCAUGUGUGAAACCGUCUUGGGCGCCAUUGACAACGCCGACAUGACCAAGGAAUAUGAAAGGGAAUCCUCAUGA